AUGUCGAUGCGGAGGACAUUAUGGCAGACGCUCAUCCGUGCCAAUAAUGUCCUCAAUCAAGCCCCUGCCGUUCGUGCAACCACCAGAUGCAAGGGAUCACGCCCGCGCCAGUAUAACACGCUGACAGUCAAUGCUGCCGAUCUUGCCUUUGGGCAACCUGUCCACGAGACUCAUCCGCAUCUCCUCCAGCCAGGGGAGCUGACUCCAGGGAUAACAGCGCGGGAGUACGCCGACCGGCGCACGCGGCUUGCGGCCAAGCUGCCAGACAAGGCCAUUGCCAUCAUCGCCGCUGCUGAUCUCCAAUUCCGCUCCGGCAGCGUUUUCUACGAGUUUCACCAAGACCCCGACUUCCUCUACCUGACCGGCUUCAACGAACCUGAAGCUCUCGCCGUCAUCGGCAAAGACCCUACGGGUACGGACCACACGUUCUACCUGUUUGUCCGCGAAAAGGACCCCAAAGCGGAGAUCUGGGAUGGCGCAAGAUCGGGCACACAGGCAGCAAAGGACGUCUUCAACGCAGACGAAACGGGUGACAUCUCCAGGUUGAAAAAGGUCCUUCCGGACUUGGUGGGUGAAGCGUCUCAGGUCUACACGGACAUCACGAGUCCCGAUACCAACCGCUCGGCACUCCAGCGGUUUCUGUUUGGUGCAUCCCGCAAGGCCACCGAGUUCGCAGAGCUCAUUGAGUCGCGGAAAGUCCACCGGCUUCGACCGAUCAUGAACGACCUACGAGCCUUUAAGAGCGCAGCCGAGAUCGAGCUCAUGCGAAUAGCCGGAAGAGCAUCAGGACGGGCCCACACGGAUGCCAUGAGAAAAGCAUGGACGCGCGAGAAACAGCUCGACUCGUAUCUCCGCCAUCGCUUCAUCACGAAUGGCUGCGACACGAGCGCAUUUGAGCCUGUCGUUGCUGGUGGUAAGAAUGCACUUGGCAUUCACUACGUCCGCAACGAUGAUGUUCUGCGGGAUGACGAGUUGGUCCUUGUGGACGGUGGUGGGAAGUACGGUGGCUACAUCGCCGACAUCACGCGGACUUGGCCUGUCGGAGGGAAAUUCAGCGACGCACAGCGAGAUCUGUACCAAGCAGUGCUCACAGUCCAGAGAUCGUUGAUCUCGCUUUGCCGAGGUAGUGCGAAUAUGUCACUGGACAAGUUGCACAACAUAGCAGAAGAACACCUCUCCAACGAGCUGCGGCAGAUUGGCUUUGACAUGUCUUCCAAAGCCAUUGAGAGCCUAUUCCCGCACCACUUGAGUCAUUAUAUCGGCUUGGACGUACAUGACACGGUGGGUUAUACGCGGAAAGUGGUGCUACAAGAGGGACACUGUAUCACUAUUGAGCCCGGAGUCUAUGUGCCGGACAACGAGCGGUGGCCAAAGUAUUUCCGGAACAUGGGGGUACGCAUUGAAGACAGUGUCAGUAUCCAGGACGACAGCCCAUUUGUGCUGACGACCGAGGCUGUCAAGGAGAUUGUCGAUAUUGAAGCCUUGCGAGACUGA
This is a messenger RNA of Fonsecaea nubica, 1494 nucleotides long. RefSeq lists its product as hypothetical. Lineage: Eukaryota; Fungi; Ascomycota; Eurotiomycetes; Chaetothyriales; Herpotrichiellaceae. Gene Ontology annotation, cellular component: mitochondrion. The record is from RefSeq and is a predicted model, not a curated record. The transcript has a single exon. Gene Ontology annotation, molecular function: metalloaminopeptidase activity; manganese ion binding. Bases 1 to 1494 code for a protein of 497 amino acids.